AUAUGGAAGCAGGUGGGAUCUCUCUGGAAGUUUGGCCCAAAGAGGCAGAAAUACCCCCAAGGAUUCUGGAUGACUCAGAAAGACAGCGGGAAAGCAAAAUGGCGGCAGCCAAAAAGCAGAGAGAUGUCUCCAUCGCCAGCAAAGAUGCCGGCCAGGUGAUCCCAGCCGAGUCACAAACAGCAGGGAAGAGGAGACAGAACGAACGCCACACGUGCGGGAAGAGUUUUUGUUCCAAAUCCCGCCUCAAAGUCCACCAGAGAAUCCACACGGAGAGACGGCCCUAUCAAUGCUGGGAGUGCGGCAAGGGCUUCCGGCAGAGCGGCCACCUGUCCCAACACCAAAGGAUGCACACCGGAGAGAGGCGCUACAAAUGUUUGGAGUGUGGGAAAACUUUUAGCCAGAGCACCUAUUUCAUCUUGCACAAGGUCACCCACACGGGAGAAAAACCUUACGCCUGUCCGGAGUGCGGGAAGAGUUUCAGCCACAGUCGGAAGCUGACCGUACAUCGCGCCAUCCACACGGGCGAGAGGCCGUACCGAUGUCCGGAGUGUGGGCAGAGUUUCAGGCAAAGCACCCACCUGACUUCCCACCAGAGGAUCCACACUGGAGAGAAGCCGUACCGGUGCACCGAGUGCGGGAAGUGCUUCAAUCAAAGCACUCAUUUGACUCUGCAUCGGCGAAUCCACACGGGAGAGAAACCCUACGGGUGUCUUGAAUGCGGGAAGUGUUUCAGCCAGAGCCCGCACUUAAUUUUACACCAGAGAAUCCACUCUGAGGAGAAAAUCUAUAAGUGCUCCGAGUGUGGGAAGGGAUUUCGUCGGAGUGAUCACUUGAUCUCGCAUCGUAGGAGCCACACGGGGGAGAAACCGUAUUGCUGCUCUGAGUGCGGGAAGAGUUUCAGCCGGAGUUCGAUCCUGCAUAAACAUCAGACGAUCCACAAAGAUGGAGAAACAGCCGUCUGAAUUUUUUCUCAGUUCUGAACUCGAUGGGCAGAACUUUUGAGGGUUUUGAAGAUUGCUUGACAGCUUGUGGUCUGGGGCCUAGUUAACCUUUACACCGGGGGGACCUCCAAA
Pseudonaja textilis is the source of this 1073-nucleotide messenger RNA. RefSeq lists its product as uncharacterized. Lineage: Eukaryota; Metazoa; Chordata; Lepidosauria; Squamata; Elapidae. Gene Ontology annotation, cellular component: nucleus. The record is from RefSeq and is a predicted model, not a curated record. Gene Ontology annotation, molecular function: DNA-binding transcription factor activity, RNA polymerase II-specific; RNA polymerase II transcription regulatory region sequence-specific DNA binding. Gene Ontology annotation, biological process: embryo development; regulation of transcription by RNA polymerase II.